CAUGCGCAUGCGCACUCUUCCGUGUGUGGUGGCAAUGCUCGAAGGUUUGAGUUUUCUUCAACAGAUAAACUUUGCAGAAUUGAAAAGAAAGCAUGUUUUUAUUGUUACUAAAACAGUGGUACUUUGCUUAGGUAAAACUAUUGGAAUACAGUCCGUUGUUACGAAGGAUAAAGUCAACGUCCCAAUUUGUUAGCAUAACUAACUUGCGUUUGUUUUGCUAGCUAGCUAACGAUGCAGAGCAACGCUGUGAAUCUAAAUAACGCUAAACUGUAUUGAAUGGACUCCAAGUAAUUACAUUCAGAUUUUUUUCUACAAGACAUAUUUCACUCUUUCUAGAUUUAGCUUACAGCUCAAUCAUUGUUUAUAUAGUCAACAGUAGUCCACAGCUGUUGUGUUUUUUUUAAUCUUUAACUUGCACAAUGAUGUGACUGCAGUCCCCUGAAAUCAGAAUGGACAGGGACUUGUUGAGGCAGUGUCUGACAUAUCAUGGAGAAUCAUUGUUCAACAAACUCAAAUGUGAACAAAUAGAAAACCCAGACUUCCAGGCUGUGGUGUCUGACCUGUGCAAGGCCACGUGUGAAAGCAAGAGUGAUGGGCAGGACAGCCCCCUUGUUGAGCAGUUCAUUGCCAGAAAGGCUGACAUCCUGUUCUGUCCAACAUGGAAGACCGCCACUCAUAAAGAAGAGGAGCAUGAGGAGGAGGAGGACGCUGCAGAGCCCUUUGCCAUCAUGCCGCCAAUGGAGUUAUUCAUGGAGGUGUCUUAUGAGCAGAGAAGGACCAUGUUGUACAGAGACAUGGAAAAGGGAGACAUUGUUGUCGGGAGGAUAAACAACAUCAGAGAAUACGGCUUCUUUCUCACUCUGCUUUGCACAGCAGGAGGAUUGAGGAGAGACAUAGAAGACCUAGAGUUGUCGGCUCUGUGUCAUGUAAGAGAAAUUCCCUCCACUGGCAGCCAUGACGAUCCUCUGUCCUACUACCAGAUCGGGGACUUCAUUAGAGCUGCAGUGAAGGACAUCGACCGCUACCAGGAGAAAAUCACAGUUUCUCUCCAACCAGCUGCUCUCUCUCCCAGCUUGGAGCAAAUCAAGCUGGGGGUCUUCCCUCGCGAGGAGUUGCCCAUACAUUACAGUCGAAGCCUUCGUGCAGCCGCUGAUUCCCGUGAGACAUAUGAGUGUAUACUGAAGAGCUGCCAUGGUUACCACAACCCCUCUGUAGUGGAAUAUCUGCUGGAAAAGGUGGGAGUUAGUGACACCCACCCACCAUCGAUGAUGAGAGGCCUGCAGAGCAAACUUUUUCACAAGGAGGAUUUUGCCUCUGCUAUCAGGAAGAGACAGUCUGCAUCAUGGGCCUUGAAGUGUGUCCGUGCCGGUGUGGACCAUUUCAAACACGGUCGCCAUGUGGAAGCCAUGAAUGAAUACAACAAGGCGCUGGAUAUCGACACUAAUAAUGUAGAAGCACUGGUGGCACGUGGAGCUCUGUAUGCUAACAAAGGCAGCAUAAUGAAGGCGAUAACGGACUUCGAACUGGCCCUGGAGAACUGUCCAGAUCACCGCAACGCCAAGAAGUACCUCUGCCAGACUCUAGUGGAGAGGGGGAAACAGCUUGAAGAACAGGAGAAACUGGUCACAGCAGAGGGAAUUUACAGGAGAGCUCUAUCUCUCGAUGAGUCAAACCCUGAGGCCCAGGAUGCGCUGCACAAGAUAACAGACACUAUACAGGUAUCAAUUCGCCUGCGAGAAGAGGCGAUGGCUAAGGAGCAGGAGAAAGCUACGAGCAGCCAGACCAGCGCUGAGAAAUUGCGUAAGAUCUUGAAAGAAGAAAAGAGAAUGAAGAAAAAACGGAAGAGAUCAGCAUCUUCUGAUCCCUCAUCCGCCACUUCCUCCAGAGACUCUUCUCCUUCUUCGUCGUCUGACUCCUCUCGCAGGAAGUCCAAAAAGAAGAAGAAAAGGAGGAAGCGGGGAAGUAAGCGCCAUCGCAGGAUCUCCUCGAAGGAGAGCAGCAGGAGGAGCGAGGAGGGUAAGAGCAAGAAAGACCGGAAGGAGAAGGAGAAGGAGGAAGAGGUGGAGUGGUACCCCGCUCCUCCAAACACCUCCGCCACCUUUCUCAACCAGAAGGGGUUUGGAGAGAGGGAUGAGGGGGAGGUAGUGGAGAAAGAUGCUGAAGAUAAACGCAUCAGUCAGCUUUAUUCACUGUCUGCAGCUUCAGAGGACGAAGAGUCCGACUCGCCACGCACAGAAGGGAAGCGGAGGGAAGGAGAGGAGAGUAGGACAGGGAAAAGAAAAAGCAGUCAAAGUCAGGAAAGAGAGGAGAGGGGGAGCCGGAGUGCAGACAGGAAGGAUAGGAGUAGUGAGAGAGGGAAAGAAAGGAGAGGAAGUGACUCCAAGAGGAGAAGCAGCUUAGAGGAGAAGAGACAGCGAACAGUGUCCUGCUCGUCUGCCGAGUCUGCAUAUUCACGGAAAUCCAAUUUCAACCCUGAAAAUGUAGGGAACGCUGCAUCAAAACGCAUAGAGAGUAGGGUGAGACAUGACUCUUCCAAGAGGAACUCCUUCGAUGGAGGUAGUGAGGGGGAGGACAUUCGGAAAGUAGAAGAGGCAAAGGGAGAGAUGGAUAGCAGGAAGGGGAAAGACGAAAAUGGAAGUGGUACAAAAUCUGAAGGUGCUGGGAAUCAUAACAGACAGAGCAGUUUGACUUCAGUGCCAGGAGGAAGCGCUAAGAAAGAUCUCCCUACCAACCUGCUAGAUAUUUUCAAUCAGAUCGCCCAGUUUAAAAAGGAGAAGGGAGUCGGACCGAAAAAAUAAGUCAAAAACCAAAAGUCCACAAUGUGCCCAAAACUAGUGACUGUGAAAUGGAUGUUUGUACAAUGAAUUCAUUCAACCCUGCUGUCGCGUCGUUUAUUGAAUGUUCCCAGUGGUUGUGGACGAUGUCAAAAUGUCUUAUGGUGGAUUAAAGGUUUGUGAGCAACUGUAGUAAUCGCUGGUCAAAAUGUUGAUAAUGAAAUACCUUCCUAGACUAUAGGGAGAGCGCAGAACGCUUCCAAGGCCGAUGGUGCGUUCACACACCCCCGGGAUGAUCCAAUAUCCCCAGUUGGGAAGUGGCUCUUCCUGCUCCUGUGUGUUUGAGCAAGAAUUCUAAAAAGAUAUUUUGUUUUAUUAUUGAUCCGAGCGUUAAAACAACACAUUUAUCUCUUUUCUAGCUCAUGUGAAUUUGAACCAUGUUGUGAUUGAAAUGUUCCGAACAAACUUUGAACUACGUUUCAUGGAGUUGUGUACAUUUUGACAAGGUAUUACAUAAUUCAUCACCUCCUGGAGAUCAGUUGCUACAGGCUUUAAUGUCUCUUGUUUUUUGUUCAUUUUAAGUUGAGUCUUUUACGCGUUCAAAAAGAUACUGCCUUAUGUUUACUGCCUUGGGCCAUUUGUGCUUUCUGUGGCUUGUUGAAUCCCAAACAACCUGACUGUUAGUACUGCUGUACCUUCUCAAGCUUUACACCAUGCAGAUGUUUCAGUUGUAUCCCCACACAUUUUCUCCUGCAGUGAGAUGUUUGAAUCAAUAAAGCAUUUAAAAUGUCAAAAUGA
This is a messenger RNA of Eleginops maclovinus (Patagonian blennie), 3572 nucleotides long. RefSeq names its product tetratricopeptide repeat domain 14 (gene ttc14). Gene Ontology annotation, molecular function: nucleic acid binding; protein binding. The record is from RefSeq and is a predicted model, not a curated record. NCBI's taxonomy places the organism in Eukaryota, Metazoa, Chordata, Actinopteri, Perciformes, Eleginopidae.